ACGAUAAACGACUGAGUUAAACCUCCCCCAAACACUAUCUAGGGUUCUCUCAACGCCUGUAUUCAGCAACACGGGGAGAGAAAAUUCUCAAACCGCCGCCGUUCGCCGCUCUGGGAAAUUCCAAUUUCACCGAAUUCAAUCCUUUUUCCUCACACCCAUCUCGUCUUUGGAGCCAAUUUUGGGUUUUUGUUCCGAUUUCCUCCCCAGUUUGUGAAUCUGGGAGCGAGCUUGUUGUGAAAAAAUGGAGGAGUUGGUUGAAGGAGAUCAAGAUUUUACUUCACUGAUUAAGCAUUUGGCGUCCUCCAACAAGGCGACCAGAGACAAGACCCUCCGUUUGAUUGUAAAGACAUGGCUUCCGAUUCAAACGAGCCUCUCCGAUGGCGAUAUGAAGAAGCUAUGGAAGGGUCUCUUCUACUGCGUUUGGCAUGCCGAUAAGUUUCCUGUUCAGUCCGAGCUUAUUAAUCGCCUCUCUGCUCUGCUCCUCCAUCUUGACCUCCCGCUUGCUGUUCAAUACUUCUCUGUUUUUCUUCUUACCAUGCGUCGGGAAUGGGCCGGCAUUGAUGCGCUCAGGUUAGAUAAGUUUUACCUUUUGAUUCGCAGAUUUUUGCACCAGUUUUUUGCUUUGAUGAAGAAGCAUUCGUGGGAUUUGGAACUGUGUCGUCGUUUGAUUCAAGUUUUGGAAGAAAGGGUGUUUUUCACCGAUGAUAAGUUUCAUGGAAACGGUGUUAAUUACCAUAUUGCUUCUGUGUUCCUUGAGGAACUUAGGCCGUUUCUUCCUCUUCGGAAGGAGGUUGUUGAUGUCCUGUUCAAGCCAUUCCUUCUUUCCAUGGCCAAACUGCCGGAUAAAGUGUUGAUGGGAAAAAUUAAGUCUAAUCUUUUUGACGUAUUACUGAAAAUGGGGAAGCAGUUACUCGAGCAUCGAAAAUGUGGAGAUGACGUUGAUUCUGGUGAUGAUAUUGUUGUUUAUGGAACACUUUCAUUGACAAAUCUAUUCUCAAGUACAUUUUAUGAAUUGGGUUCUUCACCUGAGUGCUGUCAAGGGAAUAGAAAGGUACUGUUUGCCCUGCAUGAAGAGUAUCAGAAGUUGGAGAAGGAUUUUAUUUCAUCGGGGAUUGAGAUUUCAAUUCCAGAUCUUCAUGAGCAAGAUGGGGAUGAAGUACCCACUUUGGUUCCUGUUUCCAGUGAAGAAGAGGCUCCUUCAGAUAUUUCCAUGGUUGACGUAGAUGUCACUGAGGAAUCUACUGAUAAGGCGCUUAAAAAGCAAAAGAAGAAUAAAAAGGCCACUGAUGUCAGUGGCAAGAAGAAGAAGGCUAAGAAGGCAAAGAAGGCGAAGAAGACCAUGAAUGGUAUUUCUGAUCUUGUUUCUGAAAAUACUCCUAUGAAUAAGGACAACGAGAAUAUAGUUGCUAACGGUGAGAAUUCUAAUAAUGAACAGAUUAGUGAUGGAAAUAUGAUAAACUUUGAUGAAUCUGUGAUAUCAAACCUUCAGAUGCAAUUUGAGAGGGUUGCUGCGGAAGCUGAUUUUGAAGACAGUGUUGUAGGCCCUGUAGUAUCAGCCAAUGGUUCGGUUAAGAAGAGAAAGAGAGCUAAGAAUGCCGAUGGACAACAACAAACACAUGGUUUAGUACUUCCCAGCCAAGUUGAUGCUGAAGAAAAUGCAGCUGCAAAGAGUGGAGAGAAGAGCGUAAAAAAGGUAAGGUUUUCCAUGAAAAAUAACUUAGUGUGGAAACCCCAUAAUCCCUUGCCACCUGAAAGUUUGAGACUUCCCCCCACUGUUACUCCAAGGGGAAGUGCACUUAAGAAAGGAAUACCUCCAGGUCCUAUCUUGGAAUUCCCCGUUGCAACUAAAAGGACAAAAAGGAGAGCUGUUGCAAUGAGGUCAAAGAAAGGAGUAAGAAGCUUGCCUGUCAAGCGUUUGAAGAAGUUGAAAUCUAAGACUACUACUUAGAAGCUUUUUGCCAUAGGGUAAUGAAGUUGCAGUGCCAAGGCCUACAAAUUUUUGUCAUUGAAUGAUUUUUCUUAAUUACUUUGCUUCGUUUGGGCUUUGCUGUCAUAUUGACUUUCAUGAACUCAACCAUUGAAAAAGAAUGAAGAUUCUGAUGCAUUGAGUUGAGAACUUGAAAUUGAUGCCCCAAUUGCAUUCUAGCUUAAAUGAUCAGUUUUCAUUUUUACGCUUUCAUUAUGAA
Messenger RNA from Momordica charantia (bitter melon), 2186 nucleotides. Its product is annotated as ribosomal RNA processing-like protein. Gene Ontology annotation, biological process: rRNA processing. Gene Ontology annotation, cellular component: nucleus; preribosome, small subunit precursor. NCBI's taxonomy places the organism in Eukaryota, Viridiplantae, Streptophyta, Magnoliopsida, Cucurbitales, Cucurbitaceae. The record is from RefSeq and is a predicted model, not a curated record.